CCAAGAACGAAAAUGAAUAUUGAUGUGUCAAUAGAGAAACGGAUACCUGUGUCAUUAUCGAAGACAAUUUUAAUUUUCAAAAAACCUAGUGAUAAAAAGGAGAAAGUUAAGGUUUUUAAGUAUCCACCACCAUUUCCAUUAACACUUCGACACAAUAAUCAACCAUCAUGGGAAGAUGAGCUACCAAUACCUGAAUUGACAAUCCAAACUUCAGGAAAUAAGGUUACAUUGUUUUGGAGUAUGAAUUUGUUUUUGGAGGCAGCAGAAAUAAAAAUGUAUGAACUGUUAGUGUGUAAAGAAACAAAUAAAGUUUCAACUUCAUCAAUGUGGAAAAAGACAUCUAUAACACCAGAUUUGUUGCCAAUGUCUUUUGAAGUAAAAAUUUAUAAUUUAGGAUAUACUUACUAUUUUGCUCUGAGAGCAGUAGACAUAUAUAACAGAUGUACAGAUUUUGCUUUACAAAAAACUAGGAUUUAG
This is a messenger RNA of Melanaphis sacchari, 477 nucleotides long. RefSeq names its product activating transcription factor 7-interacting protein 1-like. The coding region runs from base 13 to 477 and encodes 154 amino acids. Gene Ontology annotation, biological process: regulation of DNA-templated transcription. Gene Ontology annotation, cellular component: nucleus; transcription regulator complex. The record is from RefSeq and is a predicted model, not a curated record. Gene Ontology annotation, molecular function: protein binding; transcription coregulator activity. The transcript has 2 exons. NCBI's taxonomy places the organism in Eukaryota, Metazoa, Arthropoda, Insecta, Hemiptera, Aphididae.